Messenger RNA from Pseudoliparis swirei, 1598 nucleotides. RefSeq names its product chromobox homolog 7a (gene cbx7a). The transcript has 7 exons. Bases 362 to 1312 code for a protein of 316 amino acids. Gene Ontology annotation, cellular component: PRC1 complex. The record is from RefSeq and is a predicted model, not a curated record. Lineage: Eukaryota; Metazoa; Chordata; Actinopteri; Perciformes; Liparidae. Gene Ontology annotation, biological process: negative regulation of transcription by RNA polymerase II.
CGAGGCCGCGCACGCACACUGGGGGCCCGGCUCUACGCAAUGGAAAGGCGGCGCGCUCGACUUAAAGGAGCGCGCUGUCCCAAGCCGUGUUGAUGUGUCGCAGAUUGUAAAACGUGAGGCAGGCAGCUGGAGUUUGGAGGGAGGGACGCGCGGACAGGCAGCCCCUCACCGCGAGGCGUCACACCGGGGAGCGAAACGGACGCGCGAGGGACGGCGAGGUGUUUAUUUUAAAACAAUAGUGACGCCCCCCUCCUUCCUCGAAGCCGAGGCUAUUUUUUAAUUUUUUAUUUCAUCACUUCGGUUCCAGCAGCAGGGGCACAGUUUGAGUCUUGUUUUGGAGCGCGUGGAGCAGCACGCGGCGAUGGAGCUGUCAUCGGUGGGGGACCAAGUGUUCGCCGUGGAGUCAAUAAUCAAGAAGAGAGUGAGGAAGGGUAAUGUGGAGUAUCUACUGAAAUGGCAGGGAUGGUCCCCGAAGUACAGUACUUGGGAACCAGAGGAAAAUAUUUUGGACCCACGCCUGGUCCUGGCCUACGAAGAGAAUCAGGAGAAGAUCAGAGCUCUGGCCUAUCGCAGGAAAGGUCUCAGACCCAGGAGGCUCGUCCUGCGGAACAUCUUUGCCAUGGACCUCCGCAGCGCCAACAAGGCCUUGGAGAAGCCCCCCCCAAGACUGCGUCUCUCCCUCACCCGCUCCAUGAGUACCGACGUGGACGCGGGCGAGCGGGGCAGCCUGUACCGGCGCCUCGCCAGGAGGAAGAUCAAGCACCGCGCGUCCAAACGAGGGCUGGAGGGACCCUCGAACAAAACCAUGGUCCCACUGAGGAAGACGGAGGAGCCCAUGGAGGAGGACUGGUGCGGCACCAGCGAGGAGGAGAAGCAGGAAUCUGAAGGCACCGCCGAGGAGACGCACAAAGACAGUUUAUACGGGGAGUUGGAGUGCAGCUCCUCCCCCCCCCUGCUGGAGCGACAGGACAUGGAGAUGGUCGAAACGAGACCCAACCAAACGUUUGCGUGCGACCAGUCAAAAGACAGUGGCUCGGUGCCCGAGGCCGCACCGGAAGACGAGGUUUCCGUCGGCAACGAGUCCGAUUGGGACGGGGAGGAGGAGGUCGAGUCAGGGUCGGAGUCUCCCGGAUUAGUGAGCGACGACACGGCCUCGGUGAUGGUGAGCAGCAGCGAGGUGUCGAAGGCGGAAACGAGAGGCGACAAUCAGAGUGUUACUACGGCGACGGCAGGCAGCCGGGAGAAGAGAUGCAGUGGUUUAGUUUGGUGUUCAACAGCGCCCCCUACAUCCAGAAGUUACCUCAUGAACUGAACCAGAGACCCCCAGAGCUUGACACGAGAACUAUGACGUUUAACGAAUAAUGUGUUCAUCAUUAGAGCAAAGCAGCCACACAGACCACGUGACAGCGUCAUCACGAAUAUACUACGAGUUUAUGAAUUAGACUUUUUAUACUGUGACACAUUGGACAUACUACACUGACUUAUUGCAUGACCUUUUAUGUAAUGCUCUUUUUAUUUGACAUAUACAUUUUUUACAAUGAAUAUUUUUAGGACUUCUGUUUGAUAUAUUAUGCUAUAAUUUUAUUUUAAAAUACUAC